This is a messenger RNA of Zymoseptoria tritici IPO323, 1674 nucleotides long. RefSeq lists its product as uncharacterized. Gene Ontology annotation, biological process: maturation of SSU-rRNA from tricistronic rRNA transcript (SSU-rRNA, 5.8S rRNA, LSU-rRNA). Lineage: Eukaryota; Fungi; Ascomycota; Dothideomycetes; Mycosphaerellales; Mycosphaerellaceae. Gene Ontology annotation, molecular function: protein binding. The coding region runs from base 1 to 1674 and encodes 557 amino acids. The transcript has a single exon. Gene Ontology annotation, cellular component: 90S preribosome; nucleolus; small-subunit processome. The record is from RefSeq and is a predicted model, not a curated record.
AUGGCGGAAGUACCGACGACCAACUUGAUCCGCGCGAAUGGCGCGGUCAAAACGAAGAAAGGUCCCACAGCGCGUCUGACCGCUGAGCAACUCGCAACGAAGAAGAGGCAGCAGGAGGCAAGCCAGCAAUACGGCCGUGGUCAGGGAAAUUCCACAAAGGGGAUCAAAGACAGGAAAUUGCGUGGUAAUUUGCGAGCACUGGAAGAGAAAUAUCAGGAGGCGGCACUCAAGGCCAAAGAUGCGGAGAUUCUGUUGGAGAAUGAUGGAGGAUUCCUCGAGGCGGAAGGCGAGCUGGAACGGACGUACAAGGUCCGACAGGCAGACAUACAAAGCGAGGUCGAUGUCGAGACAGCGAAGAAAGGGUUCGAGUUGAAGCUCGACCAAGCGGGCCCAUACUCUUUCGACUACACACGGAACGGGAAGGAUCUGCUACUCGCUGGUCGCAAAGGACAUAUCGCCACGAUGGACUGGAGGAGUGGGAAAUUGGGAUGCGAGCUGCAAUUGGGAGAGACUGUAAGAGAUGCGAAAUGGCUACACAACAACCAGUACUUUGCCGUUGCGCAAAAGCGCAACGUCUACAUCUACGACCAUCACGGCGUGGAGAUUCACAAUCUGGACCAGCAUGUCGAGGUCACGCACAUGGAGUUCCUGCCAUAUCACUUUCUCCUGGCGACUAUUGGAAAUGCAGGCUGGCUCAAGUGGCAAGACACGAGUACUGGCAAGCUGGUCAUGCAAAUGGGUACCAAGCAGGGCACACCUACCGCUUUUGGUCAGAACCCAUACAAUGCAGUCGUGCACGUUGGCCAUCAGAAUGGAACAGUCUCACUCUGGUCUCCAAAUGCAACCACACCUUUGGUGAAGAUGCUCUGCCAUCGCGGUCCUGUUCGAUCAUUGGCAGUCGACCGAGAAGGAAGGUACAUGGUCAGCACGGGACAGGACAUGAAGAUGGCCGUGUGGGAUGUUCGAAAUUUCAAGCCGAUCCAUGAGUACCAACUCCACCAGCCCGGUGCAAGCGUCUCCAUCAGUGAUCGCAACCUCACAGCCAUCGGAUGGGGCACCCAAACCACGAUUUGGAAGGACCUGUUCUCCAAGCACAAGUCUGAUGUUGAUCAGGUCAAGGUGCAGUCUCCGUACAUGGCAUGGGGAGCACAGGGUCAAAGUGUCGAACGAGUCCGCUGGUGUCCGUUCGAGGAUAUUCUUGGUAUCGGCCAUAACAAAGGCUUCUCCUCAAUAAUCGUGCCAGGCGCUGGAGAACCCAACUUUGACGCACUGGAGCAGAAUCCGUUCGAGAACACCAAGCAACGACAGGAAGCAGAGGUCAACGCUCUGCUCAACAAACUGCAACCCGAGAUGAUCAGUCUGAAUCCAGACUUUGUCGGCAAUCUGGACACUGCCUCACACGAGCAGAAGAAGCUGGAGAAGGACCUUGAUCGCAAGACCGGCGCCGAGGCCGAGAACGAACGCAUUGAAGAGUUGAAAAACAGAGGUCGUGGUAAGAACAGCAGUUUGAGAAAGUACUUGCGGAAGAAGGGCAACAAAAAUGUCAUCGAUGAGCACAAGAUGCGCGUCAUGGAGAUGCGAGAAAAACAGAAGCAAAAGGCUAAGGAGGCCAAGGAGGGAAGACAGGAGGAGCUCGGACCAGCUCUGGCGAGAUUCGCAAGGAAAGCUGGGUGA